AAAUUAAAUCUUCGUGAUUUCGUCAUUUUACUGGACGACAAUAACUUUAUCAAAACAUUUCAGUCUCCUGAAGUACACAACCGGUGCCAUCUUUUAAUCACGUAUUGAUUUUUAUUGUUCAGCAUAAUAGUGAACUAAAAUAGUUCUUUCUUCUUUUAUACUUUAUAUUGUAUUUUAUAUUUGUAUUAAUACACAUAAUUAUUUACCAAAAAAACUUGGAAAAAAUGCGCACAAAAGGGAAACUGAUCGCAAAAUCGUUCUAUGUAUUUAUAUUCCUGGAUUUAAAUAUAAAAAAAAGAAUCGGAAAAUCUGGCGGGGAAUGUGACAUUAUGUUUGAUAUUUUACAGAGUGUAAAACAUUAUGAUUUGAUGUUAAAGUAUAAAAGCAAAAAAAAUAAUUUAACUAAACAUUAAUACAAAUGGAAAUAUUUAUGUAUAUUUUAAAAACAAACUGUUUCAAUUAAUAGCAGUAAAAAAAAUACAAUUGUUUAAUUUUACUGCUUAUAAUACUUUCUCAAUUUGCUUCGAAUGAUAAAAGGCAGCAACAUCAAAUGUCAAGUGUCACUUGUCAAAAUACAAAAAUUGCUUUUCGUUUUCGUUUAUAUUUUUGUGCGUAUUUUAUUUUGUAGGUGCAAUGCAAAUCUGGUUACUGAAUGUUUACUAAAUGCAAGCGGAAAGUUUUUCACAUCGAGUUUAAGUUAAUUGGAACGUAGAAAUGGGUACAAAAGAGGAAAUAGUUAUUAUUUGCCAUGGUUGUUUAAGUGCAGAUCGAAAUGUAACUCCUUUAGGUGAACUAUCUGGUUUAUUUAACAUCCUAAUGCCACAGAUAUGUAUAAAUGAAGGUGUACAACUCUGUUGGGAGUGUAGAAGUAUAUUAAAAAAGACAAGGAGAUUCCAGCAAAGGAUUCAACAAGCUCAGAUAUUAAUGCAAAAACCUCAUCUCUUAAUUAACUAUUCUAUAUCCAGUCUAUCGACGUUAAAAUCAAAAAUUAUUGACAGUAAAUGUAUUGUACAUGAGAGUUACAAAGAAAAUAAAGGGUUAUUAGAUUUGAAAAUAGAACAAGAAUUAGAUGAAUCUUCAGAUGAUGAAAUAUGUGAAGAUUUUAAGGGUAGGAAAGAAGUUACAGAGAUAAAAAAUGAAGUUGUCGAACAUUUAAUGAAGGACACAAAAAUUGAAAUAGAAAUUGAACAAUCCAAUGUUUCUGUAGAUUCAAAUGUAGAUAAUAAAAUAAAUGAUUCUAGUGAGGAUGAAAUAAAAGAAAUAAUAAAUAAGAAAUCAAUUAAAAGAAAUAUAAGAAAUUAA
Molecule: messenger RNA, 1302 nt
Organism: Papilio polytes (common Mormon)
Lineage: Eukaryota; Metazoa; Arthropoda; Insecta; Lepidoptera; Papilionidae
Exons: 4
Coding region: 715-1302 (195 amino acids)
Source: RefSeq, a predicted model, not a curated record